AUGGGUCGUAGAAGAGGUAGGAGGCUUGCUGCGCUUCCCGGAAUGCCCUUGGAUAUCUUGUUUGAGAUAUUUGGACAUCUUCACCCUUAUGACCUUCUAAAGCUGUCGAGAAUGUCUAAAGAUUUUCGACGAUUACUUCUUAGCAAGUCAUCCGUUUCCGUAUGGAAGGACAGUCUCGCAAAUGUUCCCGGUUUGCCUGAAAGCUUUCCGGGAAUGACAGAAGUGGAAUGGGCAAACCUGGCCUUUUCCCCACAUUGCCAUGUUUGCCUAGCUCCAAACAUCAGGGCGGUUGAAUGGCGUUUUAAAAUACGGAUUUGUUCAAAAUGUGCCAAGGACCAUUUCAGAGAAUUUUCACGCAUGCCCAUGCUUGACCGCACCUUCCGUACCUUACUAGGCGAUGUCAUUCCAACGCGAAGAGCAAAACGAGGUCAUGCAGUUUGUCUUGCCUCCGAUUUCGAUGCAGUAAUGUCAGAGUACAAGGAAAUCCAAGAUGAUGAAUCUCGUACACAAUACAUCAGGGGAAAAAAUGCUACCCUUGACAAGUUUCUCAAACACGCCCAACGCUGUGAGCACUGGGAAGGCACCCAAUCUCGAGAUCGCUGUGAAGAGUUAGAACAGCUGAGGAAAGAAAGAUUAGCCGCUAUUGAGAGGAAACUUAUUGAACUCGGAUGGGAGCAGGAUGUUAGAGGCAUAAAGUAUCCAGACUCACUUGCUAGGCAUAAGCUGGUGCACCGACCUCAACUUUUGACAGAAAGGAUAUGGACUAACAUCAAGCCUGGUAUUAUAGAGUUCAUGGAAGAGAUGAAGGAGAAACGAUUGAGACGCGAGAUUGAAUCAAUACACGCAGCACGUCGCAAAAUUUCACUCGAUGCCGUUCGCACCUUCAAGAAAUCAAAAAUGAAAGACAAUAUCCUCAUACCAACUAGUCUGGAACUGUGGCGAUACCAGCCUAUCGAAGAAAUCAUCAAUGCACCUCGAGAUAAAAAUAUAACUGUUUCCAGCUUUGACGAAGUCAUGCUUGAUUUUCCGAAGUUUGUUAAUGAAUGGCGUCAAUCCAUUGCUCAAAGGGUAACUUCUAUUAUAAAAAAUAUCCAAGGCGAGGUGCGGGAGGAUUUUUGCUACGAUGAUUUCUCUGAACAAACUUCCAAUAAAACCAACAAAUUAUUUCCCAAUGCCAAUCUAUCCGAGGACCAAUUGUUAGCAAAAAUGUCGCUUGCUUCCACAGUCUUUCGAUGCAACCGCUGCAAUCGUCCGAAUUCAUGGGAUGAUUGCGCCUGGGAUCUCGACGACAACUGGGUAACGUUGUCCAAUCCAUUAUUUUAUCCUCAUGUUCUUGGACAUCACUGCCUUUAUGAUGAUGAUGAUAUCUACAUCUAUGACCAACCACGAGGUCAGCUAUGGAGCAGUACUUCCCUGGCCUAUGACGCACUGUCCAGUAAACAUGCCGAAAAACUUGUCGAAUCGAUCGGUGGUGAUCCUGCGGUAACUACAACCGACGAUAUGGAUGGCCUGAAUCUCAGAUUUCUCUGUCGCCUAUGCCCAAAGUCGAAGGAGAAAGAACAUGAAGAACCAGUUCUGCCUUUGUUUGACUGGCGCGCUGCGAUCCAGCAUAUGACUGACUAUCACUAUUCCAAGUUUUCAUUCACAAUUGUCAAGCAAGUCAAUUUGGAUCAUGAAAUCAUCGAAGCCGAGGCAGAUUAUAGGGACAAGGAUCCAAUAUGGCGAUGUAUACAUUGCUAUGGCACAAACCAAGACCCUCAAUCGCCAAUGACCGUCGAAAACGUUGCAAGACAUUUUUCCUACGUGCAUCGGGAUAUCCUUUCACCAAUUCGCCACGUAGACUAUUAUGAAGAUUUCGCUUCCCCAAACUUGCAUACCAACCACUAUCGUCAUCAUAUACUCUACGUCCGCUGCUUAAAAAGUGGACAAUACAAACUGGCCACUGAAUUUAUGGAAUUGUCGAAUCCUGGCGUUAUCGGCCAUGUCAACUACGGGUUUGACAUCUAUUGA
Psilocybe cubensis is the source of this 2010-nucleotide messenger RNA. RefSeq lists its product as uncharacterized. The transcript has 9 exons. The record is from RefSeq and is a predicted model, not a curated record. Gene Ontology annotation, molecular function: protein binding. Lineage: Eukaryota; Fungi; Basidiomycota; Agaricomycetes; Agaricales; Agrocybaceae. Bases 1 to 2010 code for a protein of 669 amino acids.